UUCCCUGUCUACUCAAAAGCACUGGUGGCAGCAGCUGAGGGGUGAAAAGGAGAAGGAGACAAAAGUAGCUGACAUCUGAAACCCACGUCAGGGAGUAAAACAGCUGUGAUAGUUACACAGUUACGACGCAUGUUCCUGGAAAGCUGACAAGACAAAUUAAUUGCUCAGACAUUCAGCAAAGAUGGCCUUCGCCGCUCCAUUCAGCCGCAGACAGUGGGCGUCCCAGUCUCUGAGGGUCACCGCCAAGGAGAUGUCCAUCGUCUCUACCCGGGGGAAAAACACCGCCAUUGCAGAACGCUUCUCCAAAUAUCAGAUGGCAGCAGAAGAGGGAAAUGCACAGAAGAAGAAAGAGGUUGCAGAACCUCUUCCCUCCACACUGCGCAGCGGGAAUCUGAGUGUUUUAAAGAAACGCUGGGAACAACAACAGCAACCGUCGUCCAGCCUCAGACCCCAACCUCAAACCUUCAUCCCUGCGGACCCUCAGAACCACUUCAGCCAACCAACAGGCCCCAGACCGACACCCACAUCACAGAUUGACAACCAGCCAGACACCUUUAAAACCACCACACUCUCACAAGACCAGGAUACUGAGUGGGAGACGCUGCUUCACACUGAGACCGGCACCAGCCAGCUGCAUUCUGCUCAACACGAGUAUCUGACCAACAUGGAGAAGCCCAGCAGAGAUUCAGAGGGGCAGGAGGGAGCAACAGCAGCAGAAGUACCUGACGCUGAGAAGCCCAGUGUCCCCCUCAACAGCCUUAAGAUGAUGUUUGAGAAGGGAGAGAACCUGACCGACAAGGUGCCCAAAGAGCAAACAAGUAGUGGAAACGGUGGUAAUACUGCCAACAUGGACCAGUUACUAGGAGAUGGAAGUCUCGCAGAAUCGACUCCUCUCCGGGACAGGAUGGCCCUUUACCAAGCUGCCAUUUCCAAACAGGAAGUCCCUCCCACCUCAGUGACCAGUGAUCAGCUGGACAGUUUCUGUGGGAAGCAGAAAGAAAAUGUUCCUCCUUGCACUCUGGACCUGAGUCCAGAGUUUGAAUCAAACAGCAGGAAAGGUUUUACCCCAGAGAGCAACGGCUCUGCUACUGGUACUCCUGUAUCCUCCAAUCAGAGAGACUCCUCCCAGCCCAAGACUCCCAAAAGCUUCUGUCUGCCUGUGAGAGAGACCUGUGUGGCGUGUCUGAAGACGGUCUAUCCUCUGGAGAGGCUGGUGGCCAAUCAGCACGUUUACCACAGCUCCUGCUUCCGCUGCUCCCACUGCAACACCAAACUGAGUUUGGCGAACUACGCCUCGCUGCACAACAACGUCUACUGCAAGCCGCACUUCUGCCAGCUCUUCAAGGCCAAAGGAAACUAUGACGAGGGCUUCGGCCACCGGCCCCACAAAGAGCUGUGGGAGAGCAAAGGGGAGAGCGGUGAGACCUCCCCACAGGCCAACACUCAGACCAUGCCAAAGAUCCAGAGCCCGGCCUCGGCCUCAGACCUGGACAGCCCCAGUGUGGAGGACUCCCCGCUGGCUAAAGUCAACGUGCUGAUGGCCACCAUGGAGGCUCUGGGUCAGGGAUCAGCAGAGAAGUCCGACAGACCCAGUGAGACCCGCAGGCUGAAAAUCUCCUGGCCGCCACGAACCGAGCUGCAGGACACGACCGGUCCCAGUGAAGCUUCAACAACCGUAGAGGAGGGGACCCCUGGUAAGCCCGUCCGAGCCAAGUGGCCCCCAGAGGAGGACUCCACCUCCACACCCCCAGAGCAGUCCAGAGAGACGCCCUGCCUGCGCCGGACCUCCUCCUUGAAGGAGCGCAGCAUGCCCUUCACACUGGCAGGACAAACUCCUGCUCAUGAGGCCAGGAAUCCGAGUCCGCCUCCUCCUGCGGACGACAGGCAGCUCAGUCCUGAACCCUCCAACAUGGAUCUGCAUGACACUGAGGGCAGCGGUGUGGACGUCCACACCAGCUCUGGAGAGGAGGAGCAGGAGGGGGAGAUGACCACUGACAACAUGCCGGAACAUCAUCUCACCAAAGAGGAAGACGACACCCCGGAUGAUCAACCUGAGGACGAGGAGAAGAUGGAGGAGGAGGAAGAAGAUGAAGCUGUGUUGGAGGAAGAGAUGCCGCCUCUGAAACGGGAGGAGACACCGACGGGCAUCUCAUCUCCUGAAGGUGAGGUGGAGGCCAGCCGGUCGUCUCAGGAUGUAGGGUUCUGGGACAGCGAGGAGGUGGAGCCGCAGCAGCAGGAGGAGGUGCUGACGGUGGAAGAUAUGAUCAAACGAAACCGAUACUACGAGGAGGAGGAGGAGGAGGAGGAGGAGGAAGAAGAGGAGGAUGUAUAGACUGAUUUGAUUGAUUACCAAUAUGACAACCAUGGACACUUGGAGACCUUUCCUUGCUCUUUUUAAUUGUUUUCUUCUUCUCUUCUUGAUAGAGUUACUGCAGUUUCUAGUGUGAACUCUACUGAACUUUGUAUUUGUGCCUCUUUUUGAAAUAGUUUUUACAAGACUGACUGACAUAUUUUGUUUUUAAAUGUAAACAUUUUAAAUUACACCCCAUGUAAUGAGAACUUUUGCACAGAAAUAUCAAAAUGUUAUGACAUAAUUAUUUGUGUCAUUUUCAUUGAAUGCCUCCUAUAUCAAUUAGAACAAAAAUAUUAUUCCAAGAUGUAGGAUUAUUACAGGCAAUGUAAAUUCUUAAUGAAGUCACUUUUAAAAGGAAAGAUUGAAGAAGACUUGUUGAGAUGUGCCA
Cyclopterus lumpus (lumpfish) is the source of this 2741-nucleotide messenger RNA. Its product is annotated as LIM domain and actin-binding protein 1-like. Gene Ontology annotation, biological process: actin filament bundle assembly. The coding region runs from base 182 to 2332 and encodes 716 amino acids. The transcript has 11 exons. Gene Ontology annotation, cellular component: actin cytoskeleton; plasma membrane. Gene Ontology annotation, molecular function: actin filament binding. NCBI's taxonomy places the organism in Eukaryota, Metazoa, Chordata, Actinopteri, Perciformes, Cyclopteridae. The record is from RefSeq and is a predicted model, not a curated record.